Volvox carteri f. nagariensis is the source of this 1928-nucleotide messenger RNA. RefSeq lists its product as uncharacterized. NCBI's taxonomy places the organism in Eukaryota, Viridiplantae, Chlorophyta, Chlorophyceae, Chlamydomonadales, Volvocaceae. The transcript is spliced from 12 exons. The record is from RefSeq and is a predicted model, not a curated record. Bases 117 to 1928 code for a protein of 603 amino acids.
UCGAAUUAACUUGCCCACAGGUUCCCAUACUGUAGUGCUGCGUACGUUCGCCUCGUAAUUGCAUUUGCGAACAGUAAUCUGAAAAGCAAGUAAAGGCAUUAAAAGCGGUGACGACCAUGUAUCCUGCGUCACAGCCCUUGCGAGAUGUCAUGCAGUCGGUCACGCAGCUUCCUCACUGUAAUAUGACGGCUGCGUCCGCACCGGCGUCCCUGGCCUUCGCACGCACAGUGCUCACGGUGCUGACGCAGGCUGCUAGCAGGCUUGAUGACCGCCACAAUCACCCUGCCCGCCGGACCGCGGCGGGGGGAAAGCAGCUGCUGCUGGCAUCCGCAGUUGCAGCCCCGCCCCCAGCUUGGUUUGGGCCCCUUGCGACAAACGCCGGUGGGGUGCUCGUGUUCAACCUCACGGACAAGCAAACGGCGUUUGAGGCCAGGAUAUGGCAGAGCGACGACGUUCUGAACACUCAGCACAUUAUUCAGCAACACCAGCCGGCAGCUGACAACGGCGAUGGCGACGACGGCACGCCAGCAGCAGAGACUGCCGAUAACGGCCAGCAGAACGGAAAUGGGGGCCAUCAGCACCACCCCUCUGACUCUGCCAGUGAUCAAAUCGGACAGCAGACGAACCGCGCCGCUCCUGUUGUCGACAUUACUGGCAACGCGCUAUCGGUUUGCUACAGCUCCAAGCCCUCCCUUUUGCUCUCGGUGCACACUCCUAAGGCCCCCGAAGGGUACUCCGUAGAGCUAUUCUUGUGCAAGCCCGGCACUGGCGGCCAGCCGGAGCAGCGUCAGAAGCUGGAGCCGCGCACAAUUGAAGUGCUGAAGCCAGCCAAAGCCUUUGCCGUGGCGUUGCGGCCCAGCAAUCGCACCUAUUGGCUGUCGUACGACCGAGCGCACAAGUGCAUCAAGUACGGCAGGGGGUACCAUAUGGAGGAGACCACAGAGAUGACGUGGGAUCUGGACUUGGACAAAGACACCGCAGAGCAGCUCUUUGGCAGCGGUGUCAAGAUGGCGACGUUGACCGCCACGCCCUUUCCCAGCGGCGGGGAUAAACCCCUUGUUGGAGUGGAUGCCGCCCGGCCGCGUGUCCAGUUCGACCGGCUUCCCCUGACUAAGAACCGGCCUCCCAAGGUGAAGGACUCCGCCCAGCUCACGCUGGACGACCUGGAUAACCCCCAGUUCACCUUCAGUGCGGACCUGCCGGCCGCGUGCCAGGUCCUGUACCGCAAUGUCACAGGCAGUGGUAUCGCGCUGGACGACGAGCUUGUGAACGCUAUUCGCUACAGCAUUGUGACACCCGGCAAGACGCUAUAUGAAAUCCUUAGUAAGAAAGACAAGGAAUUUGGCUACCUCCGAAUCACUCUGGGCAACGAGCUGGGCGAUGGGCCAGGCAUUCCGUACGUCGUGGAAAUCUGGCCCGGCAAUAGCAAGUCUCCCAUACACAACCACGGCAACGUGUGUGCGGUCAUUCGGGUGCUCCACGGCUCGAUCUCGGUGCAAGUCCAUAACGAGCUCGCCGAGGAUCUCGCCGACGACAACGCUAACAGCAGCAGCAGCAGCAGCAGCAGUGCGCGGGAGAUCCUGCCCCUCACGGAGGUAGAGCUCGUCAAGGGCGAUGUGACGUGGAUGGACGCCAACUGGUAUCAGUGCCAUCAGCUAAAAAACAAGGCUAAAGACCGCGGGAACUUCUGCGCAACGCUUCAGUGUUACAAGUACGACGAGGAGGACAGAAUUGUGUGGCCAUACUUUGACUACAUUGAGGACGGGAGCCUACACCUUUUCACACCGGACACCGACCUAACAUACGGCUGUUUGACUGUCAGCUGCACGUUGGACUGUACACUCACGCGCCUGUACAGCUUCCAAUCUCACUAUCAAGACGAUCGGCAGGCGGAUUCCACCACCCGGCAGCAGUUCUUCAGCGUUUAG